UAAAUCCAGAUCUCAGGAGAGCAGGCACUGAUGCCAGGAUGAUGGGCUCCGGUACCAAGGAUGCAGGUUCCAACGCCAGGGUGAUGGGCUCCAGCAAGGGCUCCAGUACCAGGGAUGCAGGCUCCGAUGCUGGGGUGAUGGGCUCCAGUGAUGGCUCCGGUACCAAGGAUACAGGCUCUGAUGCUGGGGUGAUGGGCUCCGGUACCAGGGAUGCAGGCUCCGAUGCUGGGGUGAUGGGCUCCAGUGAUGGCUCCGGUACCAAGGAUACAGGCUCCGAUGCUGGGGUGAUGGGCUCCAGUGAUGGCUCCGGUACCAAGGAUACAGGCUCCGAUGCUGGGGUGAUGGGCUCCGGUACCAGGGAUGCAGGCUCCGAUGCCGGGGUGAUGGGCUCCAGCGUGAGCACCGAGGCUGGGCAGGCUGGCUGCGACGCUGGCACCGAUGCGGAGGCCGUGGACUCAGACACCAGGAGCCUCCCUUUGCCUGGUGGGAUCCCGGCGCUGUGCCCAGAAGCUGCGUUCCAGGGCCCCGAGGCCGAGCCCUACAUGCAUUUCCUGAGGAACCACCACUGCUAUGCCGCUGUCCCCACCAGCUCCAAGCUGCUGGUGUUCGACACCACGCUGCAGAUGAAGAAGGCCUUCCUUGCGCUGGUGGCCAAUGGGGUGCGGGCCGCCCCCCUCUGGGACAGCAAGCAGCAGUGCUUUGUGGGGAUGCUGACCAUCACGGAUUUCAUCAACAUCCUGCACCGCUACUACCGGUCCCCGCUGGUGCAGAUCUAUGAGCUGGAAGAACAUAAAAUUGAGACCUGGCGAGAGGUUUAUCUGCAAGGCUCCCUGAAGCCCCUGGUCUCCAUCUCCCCCGAUGACAGCCUCUUCGACGCCGUCUACCACCUGAUCAAGAACCGGAUCCACCGGCUGCCGGUGAUCGAGCCCGUGUCCGGGAACGUCCUGCACAUCCUGACGCACAAGCGCAUCCUCAAGUUCCUCCACAUCUUCGGAGCCAUGCUGCCCAAGCCACGCUUCCUGCACAGAACCAUCCAGGAGCUGGGCGUGGGCACCUUCCGGGACAUCGCCCAGGUGCUGGAGACGGCGCCCGUCUACAUGGCCCUGGAGAUCUUCGUGGACCGCCGGGUGUCGGCGCUGCCCGUCACAAAUGAAGCCGGGGAGGUCGUGGGCCUGUACUCCAGGUUCGACGUGAUCCACCUAGCUGCCCAGAAGACCUACAACAACCUGGACAUGAGUGUACGGGAGGCGCUGAAGCGGCGAACGGUCUGCCUGGAGGGGGUGCUCACCUGCCACCCCCACGAGACCAUGGGCGACGUCAUCGACCGCAUCGUAAAGGAGCAGGUCCAUCGCCUGGUACUGGUGGACGAGAAGAAGUCGUUGCGGGGCAUCGUCUCCCUGUCUGACAUCCUGCAGGCCCUGGUGCUGUCGCCCGCAGGUAUCGAUGCUCUUAACUCUUAAGCCCGCGACGCUCCGUCCUGUCUCCAUCUGCACCCUCCAUUUCCUCCGCUUCUCUCCGGCUCAGGCAUCAGCCGGCAUUCGCUCUGAAGGUGCCGGGGAGGGCUGCUGCCACGACUGUCUGGAUGGCCCCUUGGUGCUGCCUGGGGGAGGACGGCCGCAUGGGAGGCCAUGGCGGAGCCUGGCCGGUGACUCCACUUCUGGGACUGUCUGUGCCUUGGGGUUGCUCUCUCUGGGAGCUGAUGAGCGGCAGGACACGGGGAAGCCAAGUGGCCAUAGACACGGAGCUGCCCCCUGGCACGCGCCGGGACUGCGCUUGGCUUGGAACCUGGCCAGGCCUGGCCCAGGGAAGAACCGCCAGGCCCCACGGGGCUGGGGGCAGCCGUCACGUAUAAAGCAAAGCUCAAGUGACACGGGAGACACCCGCAAAGUCCAGCCCCGCCACAGAGCUCCCGGCCCCCCAGCCUCCUUGCAAGGCAAAGCGCGUCUGUCACCUCAGCUCCGGUUCCGCCCGGCCGCUCCCUCUGGCGCUGGAGCUGGUGUAUAUAACGCCCCCGAGGAACGAGACUAAAGUGCCCCUUUCCCCGAUGGCUUCCACCCCUCCGCUGUGUUGGCAUACUGCUUUGUUAGUGCAGGGGGUUGUUAUUGUAGGGUCACUCGGGUGUGC
This is a messenger RNA of Malaclemys terrapin pileata, 2124 nucleotides long. RefSeq names its product protein kinase AMP-activated non-catalytic subunit gamma 3 (gene PRKAG3). Bases 39 to 1460 code for a protein of 473 amino acids. NCBI's taxonomy places the organism in Eukaryota, Metazoa, Chordata, Testudines, Emydidae. The transcript is spliced from 11 exons. The record is from RefSeq and is a predicted model, not a curated record.